Vitis riparia (riverbank grape) is the source of this 1805-nucleotide messenger RNA. RefSeq names its product tRNA N(3)-methylcytidine methyltransferase METTL6. The coding region runs from base 130 to 1083 and encodes 317 amino acids. The transcript is spliced from 8 exons. The record is from RefSeq and is a predicted model, not a curated record. NCBI's taxonomy places the organism in Eukaryota, Viridiplantae, Streptophyta, Magnoliopsida, Vitales, Vitaceae.
CACUCCUAUGUCUCCUUUUUCUUAGAUUCUCUCGAAUCUAACAACAUUGUGCACUGAAACUUAAAUAAGUAGAUGGUGGAGAUGGUACAAACUGAAAAUUCAGCCAAACCCUAGGAAAAUUGGUGGAAGAUGGGGAAGGAAGCGGAAUACUUCUCCAAGGAUUUUGAGUGGGAGAAACUGAAAGAGGAGGUGGAGUCCAAUCCCUCUCUUUCCUACCAUUUCCAAACAUUUGAUUCCAACUCCCCUUCUCUACCCUCUCCUUCCCAAGACUCACAAGCAUGGAAUCAAUUUCACAUUCGUCAUUCCACUGGCAGAUUCUUCAAGGAGAGACGAUACUUAUUGAAGGAAUUUCCAGAACUACUUUCUUGUGAUGAAUAUUCCAUUGUUUUGGAGGUAGGAUGUGGUAAUGGCAGCACUGCUCUUCCAAUAUUACGUGGCAGAGACAAUAUUAUUAUAUAUGCAUGUGAUUGUAGCAAUGAGGCUCUUGAGAGGGCUAAUGAGAUGAUACAUGCCAGCAAUGUGGGCUCAGUUACAGAUCGAUUCCAUCCAUUUCGUUGUGAUUUUUCUAUAAAUGGGUUUCCGAAGUGGUUGGCCUGUGAUUCUUGCCAAGGAAAUUUUCUGCAAAAGCCGCAUGAUCAGAUCUCAGAUGUUAAAGAAAAAAAAGAGACAAAUUUAAAUGAUUUAUCUUCAUUGGGAGAAAGUAAAUGUUGCAUUGGUGGAGUUGAUUUUGUUACUUUGAUAUUCACGCUAUCAGCUGUACCACUCCACAGGAUGCCAACAGCUAUAAGAGAGUGCUUCUCUGUUUUAAAGCCUGGUGGCCUGCUCUUGUUCAGGGAUUAUGGCCUAUAUGACAUGACUAUGCUUCGAUUUGAGCCAGAAAAAAGAGUGGGUUUCAGGGAGUACAUGCGCUCUGACGGAACUCGUUCUUAUUUCUUCUGUAUGGAUACUGUUAGAGAUCUCUUCACAGGUUCAGGCUUCACCGAGCUUGAGCUUGAAUAUUGCUGUGUCAAAUCAACAAAUCGCCGAAAUGGGAAGAGCAUGCAUAGAGUGUGGGUUCAUGGGAAAUUUCAGAAACCCUUUUGAUGUCAUUCUUCACAAUUUUCUCCAUUUAGUGAUUAAGUUUGUUUCCCAGCACUCGAAAUUCAGGAAAGUGCAUUUGUUAUCCUGGUCCCGUCCUGGCUGUGUAUUGAACCUGUGGUUUGGAAGUGAUUCAAUAAAGUGUUUCUAGCAUUUUUAACACUUGAAUGAUAAAAUUUUUCAAGUAUUAGAAAUAUUAAAAGCAUUUCUUAAAAUCACUACCAAACGGGCUCGAAAUCUUCUUGAUCCACAUCAUCUUCAAGAUGCAUAAUCAGGAAACCCCGUCUGUUGCCUCCCCUUGAGAAGCUCUGAACAGAAACGAGUAACCGAACUAUGAGAGGCCUGUUAAAGCAUCUGUCAGAUGACUGUCAUUGUCAUUAGUUAUAUUUUUGGAGCCACAAGCAAAGAUUACAAAACUGGUUCUUCAUGGUAAGCAGAGUCUGCAAACAGUUUGAACCGUGAGCUCGGGUCCCGUAGGGCUAAAAGCAUCUUCUGGAGAAAUAAGCAGAUGAUGGAUUUGUGUUUGAUAAAGAACCCAGAAACGUAUAGGAAUAUAUAGUUGCUCUGUUUCUUAUUUUGUUUUUACAGGUUCAGACCAGUAGUUCUAUUCCUAUUCCUAAUUUAUGUAAUGACAUUAAGGUAGAUCAUGUCAUUUUUGUCUGAAUACUGAAAAUAAUGAAUCAAAUGGGAAAAAUAUUCAAAGUAAUAGCACUUAACUUAAAGUCCAA